CCCUGCUCACCUCCUCCAGUGACAGCCAUGGCUGGGGAAAUAGUCCCUGCUGAUUUAAACAUCGCUGAAGAUCCUUCCUCCGGAGGCAAAGUGGCUCCAUCUCAGCAUCACGAUCACCCGAGGUGCCUGUGCUGGCAUCUGCUGGUUCUGGGCCUCACACUGGCUGGGAACGUCGUGCUGCUGAGAGCUGUGAUGGCGCUGGCUGCUCGGGGUUCCCUGAACCCAUCACUGACCAGAGCUGUCCCCAAAACCUCAGCUCAGCCCAGUCCUAAAGGAAGAGGAUGCAGCGACUUGGAUGAGUUCCGCUCUCACCUGCGGCAACAUUUGUGUUAUACACAAAACAACAAGCCAGCAGAGGGUUCCAGCUGCAAACUCUGCCCCAAGGACUGGCUGCUGCAUGGGGACAAGUGUUACUGGGUUUCCAAAGCGAUUAAAGACUGGGAGCAGAGCCGUGAGGACUGUUUAAUGAAGAGAGCACUACUGCUAGUGAUCAAUGACUGGGAGGAGAUGGUAAAGAACGUGCUAUAUUCAACUGGGGGAUGUGUGUUGCUGUUAAUUACAGCUGGUCCAAAAUCAGAGGUUUCCCCCCGGUGGCAAAUGAAAUAA
Messenger RNA from Mauremys mutica (yellowpond turtle), 606 nucleotides. Its product is annotated as killer cell lectin-like receptor subfamily B member 1B allele B. The record is from RefSeq and is a predicted model, not a curated record. The coding region runs from base 28 to 606 and encodes 192 amino acids. The transcript has 4 exons. Lineage: Eukaryota; Metazoa; Chordata; Testudines; Geoemydidae.